Messenger RNA from Panicum virgatum (switchgrass), 1360 nucleotides. Its product is annotated as geranylgeranyl pyrophosphate synthase 7, chloroplastic-like. The record is from RefSeq and is a predicted model, not a curated record. Gene Ontology annotation, biological process: isoprenoid biosynthetic process. Gene Ontology annotation, molecular function: prenyltransferase activity. Lineage: Eukaryota; Viridiplantae; Streptophyta; Magnoliopsida; Poales; Poaceae. The transcript has a single exon. The coding region runs from base 23 to 1102 and encodes 359 amino acids.
GAGACAUUUCCACACGGGGUACAUGGACAAGUUGGCAUCCAGCUGCUUCAUCCAGCACGGAGCACCAUCCCAAAGCUUGAAGCUCUACAAUCUUCAGAGACCAUCCACUUCGCUGCUCACGUCCGGCAGGCGAUUCGUUCUCAUCGUCCGGUGCGCCGCGGCAGCAAAAGCAACGAGCGUCGACGUCGUCGUCAAUGGCGGCGGCGGAUUCGACUUCGAGCGCUACCUGUCGGCCAAGGCCAAGGCCGUGGACGACGCGCUGGACCUCGCCCUACGGGGCCUGCGGUGCCCCGCGUCCCUAAGCGCGUCCAUGCGCUACUCCGUCCUGGCGGGCGGCAAGCGCCUACGCCCCGCGCUGGCCAUCGCCGCGUGCGAGCUCGCGGGCGGGCCGGCCGCCGCGGCCACCCCCGUGGCCUGCGCCGUCGAGAUGAUCCACACCGCGUCGCUCAUCCACGACGACAUGCCGUGCAUGGACGACGACGCGCUCCGGCGCGGGCGGCCCUCGAACCACGUCGCCUUCGGCGAGCCCACGGCGCUGAUGGCGGGGGACGCGCUCCUGGCGCUCGCGUUCGAGCACGUGGCCCGGGGCUGCGCGGCCGCCGGGGUCCCCGCCGACCGCGCCCUCCGCGCCGUCGUGGAGCUGGGCGGCGCGGCGGGCGCGGGCGGCGUCGCGGCGGGGCAGGUCGCGGACAUGGAGGGCGAGGGGGACCCCGCCGUGGGCCUGGCGGCGCUGGAGUACAUCCACGCGCACAAGACGGCGCGGCUGGUGGAGGCCGCGGCGGUGUCGGGCGCCGUCGUCGGGGGAGCCGGGGACGCCGAGGCCGAGCGCGUCCGCCGGUACGCCCACCUGCUGGGCCUCCUGCUCCAGGUGGUGGACGACGUGCUGGACGUGACGGGCACGUCGGAGCAGCUCGGGAAGACGGCCGGCAAGGACGCGGCCGCCGGGAAGGCCACGUACCCGCGGCUGCUGGGCCUGGAGGGCGCGCGCGCGUACGCGGGCGAGCUCCUCGCCAGGGCCGAGGCGGAGCUCGACGGGUUCGACGCCGCGCGCGCCGCGCCGCUGCGGCACCUCGCCCGGUUCAUGGCGCACCGACAGCACUGAGCCCAAGGCUCUACGGGCCGGUCCAAGGCUCUAUGGGCUUUCAUGUGGGCUGCAGGUUUAGCCCAUUCCUUCCAGCCCACUGCAGUUUGCGGCCUACUAAAUUUGAGUCCGUUUCCGGCCCGACACGGACCGGGACUGUAGUGGGCUGUGGACCGUGAAGGGCUAGCUUUUCUGCUGAAGUUUUUUUUUUUUUUUUUUUGCAAGUGCAGUUCGUUGUUCCGUCACGAGUAAACGGGCACAGUGCCGAGAUUCUUCGUC